AUGGAGCCACCAGCAACAAAAGGAUCUCACGUGAUCUCUUCCUUCUUCAGCAUCGUGGCUGCAUUGGUCGCGUGGGACAUCAACAUGCAAGCCGAAGACGCGCUUUGCGAGGCAGAAUACGAAUUGUUGGCCAUGUUGAUCCUCCCACACAAGGCCGCCAUCGUUCGACGCGUGCGGAAGACACACGACACGCUGCGCCUCCCCGACUUUAUGCGGAUUACUAGCAACGUCCAAGACGGCAUGUACGACGAGGUCUGCGUCUUGGGCACCACGAUGUGCCUCGCUUUCGCCAUCCUACUGGUCUUGUCCCUGAUCGGCGACGUCGCUCUUCACGCCGUCCUCGCCUUUCUUUUCUUCGGCCUUGUUUCAUUUUGGUUACUGGGUCGUACCUUCCGCUACUUCCAUGAAAAGAGGUUCGGGCUUGGAAGAGGAGCCGGAGAGGGAGUUCCGGAGGCUGUGGAAAGGCUUCAUGUCGACUAG
This is a messenger RNA of Colletotrichum karsti, 480 nucleotides long. RefSeq lists its product as uncharacterized. The record is from RefSeq and is a predicted model, not a curated record. Bases 1 to 480 code for a protein of 159 amino acids. The transcript has a single exon. NCBI's taxonomy places the organism in Eukaryota, Fungi, Ascomycota, Sordariomycetes, Glomerellales, Glomerellaceae.